Messenger RNA from Blepharisma stoltei, 1252 nucleotides. Lineage: Eukaryota; Ciliophora; Heterotrichea; Heterotrichida; Blepharismidae. The record is from the annotation of a GenBank genome assembly.
AUGGAAGUUCCUGCACCUAAAACUAAGAAUGUAAGGAUUCGUAACAGAACUGCAAGUCCUGAAUUGAAAUCAAUAGUCAACACCUCGACUGAGCAGCCUGAAAGCACAUCAAAAAGGACCUUAAAGGUGCAUAGAAAAGUAAAGGAGGCUAAAGAUGACGGCAUGCCACCACCCGGAUCAAUUGAAGAAGAUUUCAUACUUGAAAAAGAAGGGGAUGCAACAAAUUUCUUAAAAGAAAGAAAUUCUGCAACAGGCGAGUAUACACUCGACACCUUUUUAAGUGGCCCACAUUAUGAUGAUAACGGAAACCUUAUCCCUUAUUCAGUUGUUGGGCCAUCUAAAUUAUUCGACCAAAAUAAAGCUCCAGACUGGGAAAGUUUUGAAGCGAAAUUACCAGAAAAUGACAAAAGGCGAAUGAGUAAGCAUGCGAAUUUUAAUAAAAAAGCGUAUAAUCUUGACCCUGAAAAAGAAUUUCAAGAGAAAUUGAGAAGGAUUGAAGAAGGAGCUAAAAAAGAAGAAACUCUAAAAAAACAAAGGAUGAAAACCAUGGGGAAUGGGGAAAAAAUAAUACAAGCAAGGCAAGAAAAAAUACUUGAAGCGUUCAGAAAUAUAUUUAAUUAUUAUAAAUCCGGUAAUUCGCUGAAAAAAAUAAUAAAAGGAUGUAUUUAGCCAAAUUUAGCAUACUGAAUACAAGUGGAGAGAAUUAGAAAAAUCAUUAGGAAAAAUUUCUAAUAAAAAUGAAGGCGAUUUAUUAGCAAAUCGGGCUCAAGAAUACAGAGAAAAAGUAGAGGAAUGGGACUUUUUAGACAGAUCUAUAUCCUCUAAAGAAAAAGCUGGCGAUUUUGCAUGGUAUAUGUCAUUGAGAGAUAACUCAAAAGAUAAACUUGAUACUUAUUUGCAUGUAGGGAAUAUAUUUUCUGGGCUGUUUUCUAGAAUAGCUGAAAGAUCUGAUGAGGUUGAGCCAAUUAUUAGAAAGCCGGGGCUGCCAAAAACGCUUAACAAAACAUUCAGAGAUGACCCAUAUUUCCAGAAAAGAGUACAGUCAGAAGAGUCUAAAAACAAUAUUAAGCCAGUUAAUUGUACAGAAAUAGAAGAUUUGUAUGUGGUUGGGUAUGCAAAAUUGCCUAUGGAAUUAGAAGCGGCUAAAAAUGUAGGAAUUGAAAAUGUCAGACCUAAUUUGACUGAAAUUCAAGAGCAAGAAGAAAUUAUUGCGGAGAGUUAUGAUAGUAACUAUAUUCGAAAUAAGUAUUAA